Molecule: messenger RNA, 1947 nt
Organism: Phanerochaete carnosa HHB-10118-sp
Lineage: Eukaryota; Fungi; Basidiomycota; Agaricomycetes; Polyporales; Phanerochaetaceae
Exons: 3
Coding region: 385-1827 (480 amino acids)
Source: RefSeq, a predicted model, not a curated record
CGACAAUCUCGUCUCUUGUCCGCGACCACUGCUAAGUAUCUAUAGCUUGACAUGACCGCUGAGCAUCAUCCGGGACGUCAUACGGCCUGCAGGGCAUCAUACGAGGCAGAAGAUGAACGUCGUCACUCUGCGAACAUAAAGAGAUCACGUACGGCGACGUGCGGGCAUGUUUUGGGUGUAACGGGCGUCGAUUUCGAUUUCGUGCAGUGCUGUCGCCCAGCAUUGACACUCAAUGUUUCGAGAGAUACGCGGGUCACCAGUUUCUCACUGUCGCUGGGAGACUCUUGGUAUAUUCAUCGUUUAAUUCGCGAUGUUCGUCCCAGGAGAGAUUCUUCGCCGAUCUGCGUAGCUUCUUUUGGCUGCCAUGGCCUCGUGCAGGCCACCAUGUCUCUCGCCCUCUACCUGCUCCCGUACCUCCUCGGCCACAGCAGUGGCAUAUUCGCGUCCCCCGUCCUCUACCCCCGCGAUGCAUCCACACCGACUGCGAAUGGGACAGGUUUCGCGACCAGCACAUCGUGCACAGACAUCAACAACUGCCGCCAGAUUUCGGACAUCGUCUGGGGCUGCGUGUCCGUCAUCCUUGCAUGCACCUGGGCCGCACUCCAUCCAGACAUCCCGCCCAAAGACGUGCCUGGCCACAUCGUCCUCAUGAACCACGUCUGGUCCACCAUCGUCGCCUUUUUCACCCCAGAGUUCAUGGCGUUUAUGGCCAUCAUGGAAUUUGCCGAAGCACGGAAGGUGAAAAAAAUAUUUGCAGAUAUAGAGGUUCCACGGGAGUCGCGGUGGACGCUCACGCAUGCAUUCUUCGCGGGCAUGGGCGGCUUCAUGCUUGUAAAGCCCAGGACAGACGGAAAGCCGGGAUACGAAGAGGUCGGCACAGUCUACCCCCGCGUUUUGUACCAGCUCGCCAAGGCCGGGCGGGUUAAUCUCUCGCUAAUAACGGAAGAUGCGAUCAAGGAUAAGAGCAAGGGCGAUCUACUGUCCAAGGGAGUCGUUGUCAUCCAGACCGGGUGGUUCAUCAUACAGAUUAUUGCCCGCUGGGCGGAGCAGCUCCCCGUCACGGAGCUCGAGAUCAUCACCCUUGCGUUCGCGGUGCUCAAUUUCCUCACAUAUGGAUUUUGGAGCCACAAGCCGCUCGGUGUCGACACCCCCAUCUCCAUUGUGCUACUCCCAGCCAAGGACGAGAGCGCCUCCGGGAUCGACGAGAAAGAUGCCGAUUCCAAAUCGACACUUGACGAAAUCGCAUUCGCAUCUGCGUCCACUAUCGAGGGGCAGCUGAAAGAAGAGAAAGAGCAAGAAGAGAUAGCGGCAUCAGGAACCAACCCGACGCCAACUGAUGUCUUCCGCGACCUGCUCUCGCUGCUGUACAAGUACCGCCCGAACCUCUUCCGCGACCCGGUCGGCUGCGUGCGGCUCGUCCUCACGAACCUCUCGCGCAGCGGCGCGCCAACGGGCAUCUGCCUCGUGCUCGCCGUCGUCACGACUAUCUUCGGCGCGCUGCACUUCAUCGCGUGGGACUUCCACUACCCGAGCAACGUCGAACGGUGGCUGUGGCGCGCGAGCGCGAUCGCCAUCACCGCCGCGCCGCCGUAUAUGUUUCUCGGCCGCACCGUCGCGGUGCACUUCAUCGACGGCGUCCUCAAGGCGAAGGGCGUCUGGCGCCGCGUCUUCCUCGGCAUCGCGACGCUCGUCUCGUCUCUUCCUGGGGCAGUGCUGUAUGUGGGCGCGCGCAUUGCACUCCUCGUGGUCGCUCUCAUGGAGCUCAGGCAGCUGCCUGCCGGCGCGCUUUUGACAGUCUCGUGGACGAACUUUAUUCCGCACAUCUAAAUUUUGGUGAUGAGCUACUCCUUAUUCCUAGCGGAUGCGUCUCAUUGUAUGCGAGGCCUUUGCAUUCCUCCUCCUCCCCUUUCAUUGUACAUCAUUGCAUUAUCAUCACAUUAGUCGCCA